GUUGUCAUAAGAGAGUUCUGUGUUGUUUUGGCAGCACUUCUCUUCUUCAAAUUUCGACUCCCUUGUAGGCUUGUACGGUAGUUGUACCUAAUCAGAGCUCUGCCUCCGCCUGCUGCACUUCGUCUCCAACUACCCCUUCUCCGCCCAGAUUGCUCUGAAGCACCACCAGCCAUGGACUCUGCUUUGGCCUCUUCACCAUUAUCCCUUCUCCGUUCCCGGAACUCUUCCUCUUUCCUCCCAAAUCUACCACCACCACUACAAGCAAGGUCCCUUUCCCAUCUCCCUUUUGCCAUUCCAAAGCCCUCGCUUUCCCCUCCAGCUCCUCGCCUAAGGAUUUCAAACGCCGCCGCCAAAAACCCCAUCAUCCGCACCGUCAAUUCCACCGCUCGCACCCUUAUUCUAACCGCUGCCGCCGCCUUGCUCGUCGGAAAGUUUCCCCACGCGCCGGCAAGGGCCCAGUCCCCGGUCACCAUCUCCGAACAGACCCAAGUUCUCGACGAAACCGCUGCCGCCACCGAAGAACAAUCCUCGCCGUUGGAGAGUUUUCUCGAUUCCAAUUCCGAGGCCGUCGACGCCUUGAAAGCCCUGUUGCAGCAGAAGCUCGAGAAUGGCGAAGACGACGAAGCUUUGAACAUAUUGAGGAAGUUGGUGUCUGCGCAGCCGGCGAUGACGGAGUGGAAGUUCCUCAUGGCGAGGCUGCUGAACGAAAUGGGCAGCACCGAAGACGCACGGAAGGUGUUCGAAGAAAUUCUGGAAGCAAAUCCGUUGUCGUUUGAAGCGCUUUUCGAGAACGCUCUGUUGAUGGACCGAUGCGGGGAGGGAGAGGCGGUGAUUAAGCGGCUCGAGGAGGCGUUGAAGAUUGCGGAGAGUGAGAAUAAAGCGAAGGAAGCUCGCGACGUGAAAUUGAUAAUGGCGCAGAUAGAGUUCUUGCAGAAGAAUGUGGAGGAGGCGUUGAAAAGGUACGAAGAGUUAGCGAAGGAGGAUCCGAGUGAUUACAGGCCGUAUUUUUGUAAAGGGACGAUUUACAGCUUGACGGAUAGGAAUGAAGAGGCGAGGGCAGAGUUUGCGAAGUAUCGGGAGCUUUCACCGAAGAAGUAUGAGGUUGAGGGGUUCUUACAGACGCCCCUUUCCAGGGUGAAACUUUUCCGGACGGAUUCCAAGAAUUGAGGUGUUUGGGGGCUCGGAAAACUUUCAAGAAAUAAUGGCGGAAGAAAUGGCAAUUUUCUGCCGAGGCCAACCGAAGGCGGUAUGGGAUUUUCAGGUACUCCCCCGUCUUUGUUAGAUUUUGUUGUUCAGUAUUCCACAUCUUUGAAUUUUUCAAAAAUGUUUUGAAUAGUUGUUGAAGCUCAAAAUGGAUCAUAUACGCAUAUAUAGAAUUCAGAGUUGUAUGCAAAUUCAAGGCUGUGCUGUUGAGAACAUGUUCUGUUUUUAAUAAAAAUGCUGCUGCUGUUCUGUAUUA
Messenger RNA from Malania oleifera, 1459 nucleotides. Its product is annotated as protein SLOW GREEN 1, chloroplastic. NCBI's taxonomy places the organism in Eukaryota, Viridiplantae, Streptophyta, Magnoliopsida, Santalales, Ximeniaceae. The record is from RefSeq and is a predicted model, not a curated record. Gene Ontology annotation, molecular function: protein binding. Bases 172 to 1167 code for a protein of 331 amino acids. The transcript has a single exon.